Hirsutella rhossiliensis is the source of this 1026-nucleotide messenger RNA. Its product is annotated as transferase family domain-containing protein. The transcript has a single exon. The record is from RefSeq and is a predicted model, not a curated record. NCBI's taxonomy places the organism in Eukaryota, Fungi, Ascomycota, Sordariomycetes, Hypocreales, Ophiocordycipitaceae. Bases 1 to 1026 code for a protein of 341 amino acids.
AUGGACGGCAUCAGCGUUGCCGCCGUCAAGGCUGCCUGGGCGGCUCAUGCAGCUCGUAUCGCAGAAAUCGUGGAUUCGAAAGACUGGGACAACGAGGUGGAUGUAGACUGGGCCCAAACGCUCAAGCAACACUCGGCCACCAUCAUAGACACGCACAUUUUUGGCCCGAGGAAAUCGGAUACGGAGACGCUGGAUCCGGUUGUGACAGAGGGUCUAUAUGCAAUACUCAAGAAGAAUCCUCGAUCAUGGCGGAUGCUGGGACUAGACUACCGCCCAAGGGAAAUGUCGAGCACAGUCCUGGCGGCCAAGAUUGCCCCUGGGACAACCGUGACACGCAUGUUCUUGAUAGACCGGUACAACCUCGAGCGCCUGAAGAAUACGUGCUCAAUCUCCGACAGGGUUUCGACAACCGAAGCAGUCGCGGCUCUAUUAUGGCGAUGCGCCGUACGCGCACGAACAGGCUUGGACGAGCAGAAUCGAGACGAGCCCUCGACCUUGAUGAUGGCCAUGGAUGUCCGCAACGACGUCUCGCCGACCAUCACCGACGGGUUUCUCGGCAACGCAGUCCUGUACAGUCACACCUGCAGCACCACCAGGCAACUAUCAAAUAGGCAGACCUCGCUGGGUUCCAUCACCAACGAGCUUCGUACUAGCCUCCGCGAGCAUAGGCAGCCGCAAGUCAUUCUGGAAACGCUGCAGCUAGCAGCUUCCAUUCCGGAUGUUCAUAAUCUUGGUCUGCUUCACCCGACAUGGCUUGCGAAUGACGUCGUCUUCAGCUCGCUAUACAAGCUUCCAUUUUACGACAUCAGCUGGGGGAACACUUUCGGCGAGCAGGGAACGCCAGACUACUUUCGCUUCCCACAAGGCGUGUUCGACGGCGUCUGCUUCUUGAUGCCCCGUCGCAAGGAUGGAUCUGUGGAGCUUCAGAUAACGAUGACAGAGGCUCACAUGCAGAACCUGGUGCAGGACCUGGAAUUUCGCAACUACGCGGCACAGUGGGCACCUAGCUGUAAGCCAGCCAUGUAG